This is a messenger RNA of Doryrhamphus excisus (bluestripe pipefish), 3185 nucleotides long. RefSeq names its product limb and CNS expressed 1 like (gene lix1l). The record is from RefSeq and is a predicted model, not a curated record. Gene Ontology annotation, biological process: autophagosome maturation. Lineage: Eukaryota; Metazoa; Chordata; Actinopteri; Syngnathiformes; Syngnathidae. Gene Ontology annotation, cellular component: cytoplasm.
UGUUCUCCAUCACAAAGUUGGUGGUCCCAAAUCUUGUGAGUUGAGACCUUUUAUCGUGAUGAGUUGUGAAGCAAACUGGCCUUUCCAGUGGAAUUCAUGACGAGUAAAGCCUCAUUGUAGUUUUACUGUGUGCAAGGGGCCAGACUGAAAGAAACACAAGGAGGAGGCUCAAAUUUCUUUGGCCUAAUAUUUCUGACUUUACACUGUUGCCUUCAGGGGCAAUGUAAAAAUCUGAAACGUGAACUGUCACCGUAAUGAGCUCAUUGGAUUUUAACUGUAUCUGUUUGUUGUUAAAACAACCAAUUUACAAUCAGAUGCUCUGUAUCAUCUAUUCGUGUGGGUUUUAAAGUCUGAGAAAAACCAAUAAGAAGAAAAAAAACACCGUUGUGGUAAAGAAGCCUGUUUUACGAGUGUCCCUGAAGGCAUCAGCUAGCAGUCCAGGGAGGAUGCAGACCAGAACAACGGACAAGUACAGUUCUGGCCCAGGCUGACAAAACCCACCUAAGUGGUCUUAAAUUCAGGACUCACUGUAAUCCAGAACCGACCGUCUGCUCGCUCGGUCCAGAGUCCAACCGGACCCGGACUUCCCACGUCGCCUGUGGACAAUGGACUCUCACGUCCUCAACAUCCGCAAUCAGAGGCUCCAACCGGGCAUCGGCUUCGGUUCUGGGCCGACGGGGACCCUCCGCUCCUCCUCUCUCCGGCCCGGCGUCACGGUGCCUAUCCCGCCGCCGCCGCCGCUGCUGCCCUCCCCGGCUUCCCUCGCCGCCUCCUCGGGGCCUCCUCCGCCGCCGCCGCCGCUUCAGCUCCACAGCCUCUACGGAGGAGUCGCCGGAGUUGGGGCCGGCCUGGGUCCCACCGCCCCCGGCCACUGCAACCCGGGGAACCCGGCGGUGCUGAAGGAGGCGGUGGAGGCGGUGGUCCGCAGCUUCGCCAAGCACACGCAGGGCUACGGCAGAGUCAACGUGGUGGAGGCCCUGCAGGAGUUCUGGCAGAUGAAGCUGAGCCGGGGGGCCGACCUACGCAACGGAGCGCUGGUUGUUUACGAAAUGGUGCCGUCCAGCAGCCCGCCGUACGUCUGCUACGUGAGCCUCCCGGGGGGCAGCUGCUUCGGAAGCUUCCAAUUCUGCCCCACCAAGGCUGAGGCCAGGCGCAGCGCAGCCAAGAUUGCCCUCAUGAACUCCGUCUUUAAUGAACACCCGUCCCGACGCAUCACAGACGACUUCAUCGAGAAGAGCGUCAGCGAGGCUUUGGCGUCCUUCAACGGAAACAGAGAGGAGGCCGAUAAUCCCAACACGGGAAUCGGGGCGUUCCGUUUCAUGUUGGAAUCCAACAAAGGAAAAUCCAUGCUGGAGUUUCAGGAGCUGAUGACCGUUUUCCAGCUCCUCCACUGGAACGGAAGCCUGAAAGCCAUGAGGGAACGCCAGUGUUCCCGUCAGGAAGUGCUGGCUCACUACUCCCACCGGGCGCUGGACGACGACAUGCGCACCCAGAUGGCGGCCGACUGGGUGAACCGGGAGCAGAGCGUGGCCAGCACCAUCGCCCAGGAGCUGGCGUCGACCGAGCGCGAGCUGGAGGAAGCCAGGCUGGCCGGGCGGGAGCUGCGCUUUUACAAGGAGAAGAAGGACAUCCUGAUGUUAGCCGUGGGCCAGCUCAACGCCGCUAACGCCGCCACGCUGCCCGCCCACUAAAUCCUGGGUAACGACACAGAUGCCCAGCUAUGAAACAAGCCACGAUAGAAUGCUUGUUACCGUUUGGUGCCUCCUUCUUACAACAUCUGUGUUUUUUUCUUGUCAAAUUGGCGUACCAGCAGGCUGGCGUUUACAUGUUUUGUCUUGCCUAGGAGCUGCCUUUCAUCUGUGAAUGUGUGAAGCCAUCAAAACACUCAUUUCUUUAAUUAAUACUUCAUUCAUUCAUUCGACCGCUUAUCCUCACAAGGGUCGCAGGGGUGCCUGUCUUCGGGCGAGAGGCGGGGCCAAACCCAGGGCACAUAUAGACAAACAACCAUUCCCACUCACAUUCAUACCUAUGGACAAUUUGGAGUGGCCAAUUAACCUAGCAUGUUUUUGGAAUGUGGGAGGAAACCGGAGUACAUGCACGGGGAUUGCCAAGGUUGGAAUCAAAUUUUGGUCUCCUAGCUGUGUGGCCUUGCAUGCUAAACACUCCAGCGCCAUGCAGACCUGAUUAAAACUUGUGUUUUUCAUAUUUUAGAGUACACAGCAGUAUUGUGCAUCAACACGGGCGAUCAUUUUUGAAGCAAAGCAGCUCAGGUGUAGCAGCUAGCGUGGGUGUGUUUGCAUCAGAAUGUACAUUUUGGCUGAAGGACCUACAAACAUGUUGUUGUUCCAGCAGUUUAGACUAUUGACUCUCCAGGUUCUUAUUUGAUUGUGGUUGUUUGUGUUGAGCAACUGCAUCACAUGUGAGUCAUUUAAGUCAACACCGCACACACAGCAAUUGAUUUGAAUGUUUUUGCAGUGCCAGUGUAGCAGAGGCGUACGCUUCCAAUGCUCUAAAUGGGACAUCCCAGGCAAAGUUGGAUUAGAGCUGCAAAGAAUGACUAUAGAGUUGCAUAUAAAAAGAUUAAAAAAAGCACAAAUGCUAGAUCUCUGUGGUGGCAAUGAUGGUGCCUUUACAAUUACGGUAGCAGGCGUACUUAAGUACACUUAAUCCACCCCCCCCCCCUCUUUAAUUUCCUGUAAUAAAAAACUUUUAAAUCCUACUCGAGUGUUAGUUUAGCUGCAGCAGGAGAGUCAUUUGGUCACCAUAGGAAAGCGCUUCCAUGCACGUUCAAUUACCACCACGAACAAUAGCGCAUUCAUGUGAUAAAACGCUCAACCUCAAAUCUGGCAGCUCUUAAUAUCCCAGCCUUGCCAUGAAUCAUUCGCAUGAUUUUACUAUUGGAUGUCAAUGUUACUUUUUUUUUUAAAGCGUAAGCCAUCUUUCUGACAAAGACUUUUGUGUGUGAUCCUUAUAUUGAGGGCUUUAACCGAGUUACAUUAUUAAAACAUGUAUUUUCCUUGGGUGCAUGAUAUUUCUAUUAAGUUGUCUGUUAUCCAAACAGUAUUUUUGUUUUUGUAAAGAACUUAUCCAGGUCAUCAUUGUGUGUAUUUUCUAUGAGUGUUUUGUAUUCAAUGUUUAUACAUUUAGUAGAUUUAUAUAAUAAAGUACACGAUGAUACACUUUUA